Morus notabilis is the source of this 2049-nucleotide messenger RNA. Its product is annotated as pentatricopeptide repeat-containing protein At2g02980, chloroplastic. The transcript has a single exon. The record is from RefSeq and is a predicted model, not a curated record. The coding region runs from base 242 to 2026 and encodes 594 amino acids. Gene Ontology annotation, biological process: RNA modification. Gene Ontology annotation, molecular function: zinc ion binding; RNA binding; protein binding. NCBI's taxonomy places the organism in Eukaryota, Viridiplantae, Streptophyta, Magnoliopsida, Rosales, Moraceae.
UUACUUUGUUGAGGUAAAACUAAUCUUUUGCUUAAAUGACAUCAUAAGUUUUGAUGAAUGAGUUGGAAAAUAUCACGAAAGAAAGUAGACAAAAAGAAAGGAAUAAUAUCUUAGCACCCCUGAUAAAAGAUCCAUACCAAGUCACAAUCCACCAUAUAGGAUUUAAAUAUUGCUCCAAGUUGUAACCAUGGCGACAAAAGAGAAUCCACAUUCAACACUAGAAAUUAAAGACUUAUAGGUAAUGGCAUAUCCAGCAGUUCAAAUAAGACCUUUCUCACACCCCAAAACCCAAACCAACAGUACUACUCCGCUCUCGCUCUUACCAAAAUGCACCUCUCUCAUGGAGCUCAAGCAAAUUCAAGCCUUUUCCAUCAAAACCCAUCUCCAAAAUGAUAUCUCUGUCGUCGCCAAGCUCAUAAAUUUCUGCACUCUGAGCCCCACACCAGGCUUCAUGGGCCAUGCACAGCAUCUGUUCGACCAAAUUCCCCAACCGGACGUUAUCGUCUUUAACACCAUGGCUCGCGGCUAUGCACGCUCCGAAACCCCGCUUCGAGCGAUUGCGCUAUUUGCUCAAACUCUAUCCAACGGAAUCCUCCCCGAUGACUACACAUUCCCAUCCCUCCUCAAGGCGUGUGCCAGUUCCAAAGCCUUGGAAGAAGGCAAACAAUUGCAUAGCCUUGCCCUCAAACAUGGGCUCGGCCUCAAUAUUUACGUGUGUCCUACUCUCAUUAACAUGUACACCGCUUGCAAUGACGUCCAUUUCGCUCGCCGAUUCUUUGACAUGAUAGAUGAGCCUUGCAUUGUCAUGUAUAACGCAAUCAUCACAGGCUAUGCUCGAAAUAGUCUGCCAAAUGAGGCGUUGGCAUUGUUCCGGGAGCUGCAGGUGACCGAGGUUAAGCCUACAGAUGUCACUAUGCUGAGCGUGCUUUCUUGCUGCGCUUUAUUAGGAGCGUUGGACUUGGGGAGAUGGGCACAUGAGUAUGUUAAGAAGAACGGAUUCGGUGAGUAUGUGAAGGUGAACACUGCUCUAAUAGACAUGUAUGCCAAGUGUGGAAGCUUGGAAGAUGCAGUGUCCGUCUUCGAGAACAUGUCUGUAAAAGAUACGCAGGCUUGGUCCGGAAUGAUUAUGGCAUACGCUACUCAUGGCCAUGCCUCCAAAGCCAUAUCAAUAUUUGAAGAAAUGAAGAAGGCAAGAUUUAAACCAGAUGAGAUUACAUUUCUUGGCCUGCUAUAUGCUUGCAGUCACACUGGAUUGGUGGAACUAGGCUUUGAAUAUUUCCAUAACAUGAGUAAAAAAUAUGGCAUUGUUCCCGGGAUCAAGCAUUACGGGUGUAUGGUGGACUUGCUAGGCAGAUCAGGCCGCUUAGAAGAGGCUUACAAGUUCAUAGAUGAAUUACCAAUGAAGCCAACACCGAUUCUCUGGCGCACCUUGUUGUCUGCUUGUAGCAGCCAUGGAAGUGUGGAACUAGGGAAGCAAGUGAUCAGGCGAAUUUUCGAGAUAGAUGACUCCCACGGCGGGGACUAUGUCAUCUUGUCGAAUUUGUGUGCAAAAGCAGGGAGAAGGGAAGAUGUGGAUUUCUUGAGGAAAAUGAUGAAAGAGAAAGGCGGGGUGAAAGUUCCCGGGUGUAGCUCCAUAGAAGUGAACAAUGUAGUGCAUGAAUUCUUCUCCGGGGACGGAGAACGUUCCGUUUCGACUGAAUUGCACAGCGCACUUGAUGAGUUAGUUGAAGAAUUGAAGCUCUCUGGAUAUGUACCUGACACUUCUUUAGUUUCACAUGACAUGGAAGAGGAAGAGAAAGAAAUUACUCUGAGAUAUCAUAGUGAGAAAUUGGCCAUUGCUUAUGGACUGCUAAGUACUCCUGCUGGGACAACAAUCCGUGUGGUGAAGAAUCUUAGAGUCUGCAGAGACUGCCAUUCUGCUGCUAAGUUUAUAUCAUUGGUGUCUCGUAGACAAAUAAUUCUUAGAGAUGUUCAGCGCUUUCAUCAUUUCAAUGAGGGAAAGUGCUCUUGUGGGGACUAUUGGUGAUCAAGAUUUGUUGGACCAAGAGG